UUCUUGUUUAUUGAACUGUUGCAUAAAAUCAGUAUAAUUUGUAAUCAUGCUUAUUUUUAGAGGUAAAAAUUGGCACUCUUUGUGUGAUAUUGACUAACUUUCUUUUUGUGGUAUUUUUUAUGCAUAACUGUAUGGGGAGUGUGGAGGCUGUUCUUAUAUUUAACGGCAAACUGUUCCAAAGUCUCGGAGCCAUCACUGAAAAAGCACGAUCGCCCCAUCAUUUACGUUUCGCCUUAAGUUUCUGGAUGAGUCGAGAACUGAAUGAAACGGAAGAAAAAAAUCAGACUGAGAAAUGUCAUGAUAUCAUGGCUGGGGAAAAAUCUUUUAGUUACUCUCAGACUCGUAAAAGAGAAACUACACAGCCUAAAGUCCAGAUGAGAGUUCACACUGAAGAGAGAUCUUCCACCUGUCAACACUGUGGAAAGAGUUUCAGUGGAAAACAAAGCCUUACAAGCCACUUACGAAUCCACAAACACAAACCUUAUACCUGCAAACAGUGUGGGAAGUGUUUCAAACUAAAAAGAUGUGUUAAGACUCACAUGAGAAUUCACACCAGAGACAAUCCUCACACCUGCAAACUGUGUGGGAAGAGUUGCACAUCAAAUGCUCGUCUGAUGUCUCACAUGAUCGUUCACACUGGAGAGAAGCCUCACACCUGCAAACUGUGUGGGAAGGGAUUCACAGAAAAUAGCCAUCUGAUGAUUCACAUGAGAGUUCACACCGGAGAGAAGCCUUACACCUGCGAACUGUGUGGAAAGAGUUUCAAACGGAAAAUAAGCCUUAAGCAUCACAUGAGUAUUCACUCAAGAGAGAAAUGUUUUAGAUGUCAUGUGUGUGAAACAAGUUUUGCUGACAGGAAUCACCUUAAGAAUCAUGUACAAAAUCACAUUGGGGAGAGGCCUUGCAUGUGCCAUCACUGUGGAAAAAGUUUCACAAUCAAAAAAUAUCUUCAGUCUCACAUAAAAAUUCACACUGGAGAGAAGCCUUUCACCUGCCCUCAGUGUGGAAAGAGUUUCAUGUUUAAAGGAAAACUUAAGGUGCACAUAAAAAUUCACACUGGAGAGAGGCCUUACAAGUGUCCUCAGUGUGAAAAGAGCUUCACAGUUAAAGGAAGCCUUAAGGAACACAUUAGACUUCACACUGGAGAGAAGCCUUACAAGUGUCCUCAGUGUGACAUCAGUUUCACAUAUAACAAAAGCCUGAAACAGCAUUUGCAAACUCAUUCUGGAAAGAAUUCCUCGUUUCCCAUGUGACAAAAGGUUUAGAAAUAAUGCGUUCACUCUGGAGAAAGACAGUUCAAUUGUGAUUGGUGUAAUAAAAACAGCAGACUUACAAAUAUAUGAAAAGUCAUUUAAAUGUGAACCUGUUCUUUAUUAAAAGAAAGUACCCUUAAAAGAAGUUUGUUCAAGACCGCUGUUAGUAUACUUUUGAACUAAAAAUAAGAAUAGAAAGUAAUCGCCUCCCUUUAAAAUAAUUACAUUGUUUCGCUAAAACGAAGGAGGACACAGUUUUUGUUUAAUCCAGCUGUAUUUACUGUAGUAUAAAUAUCUACAAGCGGCGAUCAUCGGGGUCCAAGCACAACCCAUUGGGCAAUUGAUGUUGAAAAGACAACAAAAAACAGGUCAAAUAUGCAAUCCAACUGAUGUCAAAAACCUGAAACGACAUUGAUUUGAUGUAAAUUUAACGUCAAACAAAUUGGCCUACUUAAACAUUAAACCAAUUUAAUUGGAGGAUUACCUUCCUAAUUUCACCUAGUUACCACUGGAAGAAUUUGCCGUUCAAAGUGAAUUUAAAAUGAAGUUACAGCAUCAGUGACUAAUAUUUGACGUCAAAGUAAUAUCAAGCUCGUGUAGAGGAUACAGUUAUGUUCCAAUGGCCAUGUCUAUUUUCAAACAUAAUACUAGUAGGCCUAUUUAAAUGUCUUUCUAUGGAAGUAUUAUUUUAUUUACCAUAUCACAAUAGACAAAUAAUAUUGUCUCUUCAUUUGAACUGGACUAUAAUAUAUCCAAUCAUGUCUGACAACUUGACAGAUGUUUUCUGAAAUUAUGAUGUAUAAAUAUGAAGGUAUUUUGGAGAUCACCGAUUUCUUUGAAAACUGAUCUGUUGAACCAUUUACACCGAUUUGAAACUACACGAUCUAAAAUAAUUUGUUGUCUUGUGCCUUCCUCAGGUGGACAACAUUAGUGUAACGUCCUUCAUCUCUUAUUUCUAUUGAUAUAAAUUGCUGAUAUUUUAUAAAUUGUAAGCAGCAAUCAGCGCAUCAGAAAUUCAUGAAGGUUGGCAUGAGUACACUUGAAAGCAGGAAUAUGUAGGCUACUGCAAUAGAAAGAGGCAACCUUUUAUUUUAACUGAACAGCAAUUAAUAAAGUUAUGUCAUGCA
Molecule: messenger RNA, 2380 nt
Organism: Sinocyclocheilus anshuiensis
Lineage: Eukaryota; Metazoa; Chordata; Actinopteri; Cypriniformes; Cyprinidae
Product: gastrula zinc finger protein XlCGF8.2DB-like
Exons: 2
Coding region: 120-1253 (377 amino acids)
Biological process (GO): regulation of transcription by RNA polymerase II
Molecular function (GO): RNA polymerase II cis-regulatory region sequence-specific DNA binding; DNA-binding transcription factor activity, RNA polymerase II-specific
Source: RefSeq, a predicted model, not a curated record